AUGGAUCCACAAGGCUUACCACCUGGAUGGUCAGUUGGUUAUGACAGUGUCACUGGUUUCCCAUAUUUUAUUGAUCAUAUCAAUAAGACUACUACAUGGGAAGAUCCACGAAAGUCUAAAAAUCAGUUAAAUAGCUCACCAAAUUUACGAUCUGUUCCAAAUUAUUCAUCUGAACAUCUAAAUCUGCGUAAUAAAAUAAAUAACCCGAAUGACAAUGGUCAAGUGGUAAAUCAUUCGUCGAGCAAUUGUAGUGAAGAGGAUAUUCCUCGUAAAAAACAAUCAUACUAUGAAAAUGCUACUGAACCAAUACCUAUUAAGGUACAUCCUGUCACUUCAUCGUCGUUCGGUGGGAAUGACAACCAUCACGAUCGUCAUCAUAAGCAUCAAGAUCAGAGGUAUGAGCAACAGGCACAAUCGUUCAAUCCUUCUUCUGAUAAAGCUAAUCAUCAUAAUGAUGAAGUUCCAUCAUCAAUACCUGUUAAAAUAGCAGAUGAUAAUAAUGAAAAUUCAGACAACAGUGAAACAACCAAUCAUCAAUCAACACCAUUAGAUCCAAUGUCUUUAAUAGAACAAGCACAAAGUGAACUGGAAGAAGUAAAAGCUGAAAUAAACGAAUUUUUUCCUUCGUUUAAGGACAAAAAAUAUCUGUUACUCGAGGAUAAACUUGAAAAACUCACAUUACGAUUGGAUAAUAUUGAUUCUGCUGGUGACUCAGCGAUACGCAAUAAGCGCCGUGAAGUGAUAUUGGCUAUUCAAAAUGUUCUUAAAAAUUUAGAGGAUAAACUAGCCAAUAGUAGAUCGUUAGUAAAACUCCAGUCUAAUGACGAUACUCAAGAAGGCGAUGCGCAACUUACAGGCAAACAUGUUAAAAACAAUAAGAAUACGGUGGGUAAAGACGACGUUCCGUCGUUGGCUGACUCUGAAGUAAAUUCACGAAAAGAAGAUUAGAGAUGAAUGGACGAAGAAAAUGAAGUCAUCUUACAUCAUUCAUAUUAUAUGUUUGGCGUAGUUUAACUUUCCUCUAUUUUGUUUCUCCUCUCCUAAAAUAUUUCUUUAAUUAUCAUGUGAAUAAUUUAUUUGUUGUACAAAUACAAACUAUGUGUGAUCUUAAUAUUUAUGAGUGUUUUAACUGUAGGAUCUUUUGUGAACUCAAACAAUGACUAACUGUCGGAACUGGCGUAUUCAAAUUUACAAUUUUUCUUGGUCUUCACCUUAUUUAAUAAAUAUUCGUCGAUAUUUUCAAGAGAUCUUGAAUUACUAGGUAGUAGUCGCUUAUAAACACAUGUGACGCAUGGUUUUAUUUCAAAACUUAUACUAUUUUGUCAUAUGUAUGCCCGUCUUCUCUACGCAUAAGUCUCACUCCUAAUGUAGAUAUUCUAACGAAGUACGAAUUCUAUACAGCUAAAAUAUCUGUUUUUAGGAGUCAGUAGAGAAUAUAACCGUAACGAUCUUUAAAAUGACACGAUACUUCUCAGCUUUUACAAAGGAUAUACACAUAACUCCCAAUUAUUUUGCUCUU
Trichobilharzia regenti is the source of this 1519-nucleotide messenger RNA. The record is from the annotation of a GenBank genome assembly. NCBI's taxonomy places the organism in Eukaryota, Metazoa, Platyhelminthes, Trematoda, Strigeidida, Schistosomatidae.